AUGUCUGUUAAUACUCACGAAUUUCAAGAAGAUGGCAUGGAAUUCAAUGACAAGAAUUUGAUGGUUAAAGCAAUUUUUCUCAAUCCUGAUGAUUCGAUCUCUUCAUCCUCAUCACAAGGAAAGAUCAAUCUUCCAUUGAAACAUCCCAGAGAGGAGAAUGAGUAUGAUCCUGCAUUAAAAUACAAAAAAGAGAUUUUGUCAUUGAUGUUUAACCAAAGCCAGAGGACUUGUAAUUCGAAGGCAUCGGCGUCUAAAAAAUCGAGAAUCUAUGAAGAAGACAUAGCACUAAGUAUUCCCGAUGAAGGGUCAGAAGAGUAUUCUUCAUCGUUAAAAAAUAAUGACACAAAUGAUUUGAGUCGAAGACGUAAAGAGUUGUUUCCCAAAAAGUUGCCUAAAUCAAAACCAUCGAAAGUUUCUGUCGCUUAUAUAUGUAAAGGACCAGAUUAUAAAGGAAAAUUUAUUCCUGAGGCAGCCAAGGCACUUGCUGAUCUGGUUAAAGGAAAAUCCGUAACAACGCCCGAUGGAACGAUAAUUCAUCCACAUCAGGUCAUUGGACCGUCUAGAGCCGGCUUGCACGUUAUCAUAAAUGAAAAAUAUUGUCCACAGAGGAUUAUGUUUUACAGUUCGGCAAUUAGCCAGCUUAAGUUAUCCAAAAUUGAUGAGAAGCAAUUUCACAUUCCUUAUUAUUCCAAUGAACCUCUCUCAAAAUUGGACUUGGUACCUAAUAUUCCAGUUAACUCGAAAAUUUCCGCGCCAUUGUUAAUUUAUCAAACCGAGCCAUCAUUUAAAAUUGACGAAUCCAAUUUACCACGUACUUUUGAUCAUAUUGAUCAAAAUUCCGAGGCGGUGAGAUCUCUGAAUGAUAUGGAAGAAUAUCUAAAUGUUGCAAAGCAAGUGCAACAAGAGAUUGCAGUUGCGUCGCCUAACAUGCAAAAUUUUCCAGGAAAAGACAUUACAAUCAUAACACUUGGAACUGGGUCAACUCUUCCUUCAAAGUAUAGGAAUGUAAGUUCAACACUUAUAUCCAUACCUGACAAUGGAAAUAUUUUGCUUGAUGUUGGAGAGGGGACAUAUUCGUCGCUUGUCAGGCACCUUGGCUCAUAUGGCGAAAUUAAUGGGGGACAAACAGGAGUGAAUGAAUUCCUUAAUAGCUUAAAGUGUAUUUUCAUAUCACACAUGCAUGCCGAUCAUCAUCUUGGUUUAAUUCGCGUGUUGUCAAAGUGGAACGAGCUUCACAAUGAUGAUAACAAUGUCUUGAUCCAUGUUAUUGGUCCUUCAAGAUUAUGGAAGUGGCUUAAUGAACUUAGCGAUGUUCAAGACUUCGGUUAUUCUGGCGAUACGCGUCCUUGCGAUGACCUUGUGCGUGUUGGAAAAAAUGCUACGCUAUUAAUUCACGAGGCAACAUUUGAGAAUGACUUGAUCGAAGAAGCACUGAACAAAAAACAUAGUACGACAGAGGAGGCUGUAAAGAUUGGUGAACGUAUGAAUGCACGUUUUAUAUUAUUGACACAUUUCAGCCAAAGAUACCCCAAAGUACCUGUUUUCACUGAUGAUCACGGUAAAGUUGGAAUUAGUUUCGAUUUUAUGCAGAUAACUAUUGGUGAUUUGUAUAAGGCUCCAAAGUACCUGAAAGCAAUAAAACUAUUGUACAGUGAAGACAGUGAGGAAGCCAAAGAUGAAGAGUAUGAAUAA
Messenger RNA from Acaulospora colombiana, 1692 nucleotides. Lineage: Eukaryota; Fungi; Glomeromycota; Glomeromycetes; Diversisporales; Acaulosporaceae. The record is from the annotation of a GenBank genome assembly.